Messenger RNA from Camelina sativa (false flax), 888 nucleotides. NCBI's taxonomy places the organism in Eukaryota, Viridiplantae, Streptophyta, Magnoliopsida, Brassicales, Brassicaceae. The record is from RefSeq and is a predicted model, not a curated record.
AUGGGUCUAAACGCUCCUGAUUUGAGUCCUUCUGCGGCUAGAGAUAUCAAAGAAUUUUCUGACUGGAUUCUGGCUGUUGGUGAUGGAAAAAUUUCAGAGCCUAAUGAUGGAGAAGUUAUGAUUGAUAUUCCGGAUGAGUUUCUAAUAACUGAAGCUGAUGAUCCUAUUGAAGCAAUAAGCAGAGAAGUUUAUGGAGAUCCAACAAAAUUGAAGGAUGAAAAAGAUCCGAAGUUCUUCCAAAAGAGAGCUAUUUUAUGUCCAACCAAUGAAGAUGUGUGCAUAAUCAAUGAAUAUAUGCUUGACCAACUAGAUGGUGAAGAACGAAUUUACCUAAGUUCAGAUUCUAUAGAUCCAUCCGACACUCGCUCAGCCACCAAUCCUGUGAUGACUCCUGAAUUCUUAAACAGUAUGAAGGUUUCUGGAAUUCCAAAUCAUAGAAUCAGGUUGAAAGUAGGAUGUCCAGUUAUGCUUCUUCGAAACAUUGAUGCAAGGGGUGGCUUAAUGAAUGGUACUAGGUUACAGAUUACUCAAAUGGCAGAGUUUGUUCUAGAAGCUAUUAUUAUAACGGGUGAUAGAGUUGGAGAUAAAGUCUUGAUUCCACGGAUAAUGCUAACACCGUCAGAUACCAAGCUUCCUUUUAAGAUGAGGAGAAGACAACUCCCCUUAGCUGUUGCUUUUGACAUGACCAUAAACAAAAGUCAGGGACAGUCUCUUCAAAACGUUGGUCUAUAUUUACCCAGACCAUGUUUCUCUCACGGCCAGCUGUAUGUUGCUCUCUCUAGAGUAACUUCUAAGAAAGGAUUAAAGAUCCUUAUUGUUGACAAGGAUGGGAAUCCGCAGAAGAAGACAAUGAAUGUAGUGUUCAAAGAAGUUUUCAAAAACCUUUAG